AUGUUCAUUUCUAACACCUUUUUCUUUCAACCACAGCAGCCUAUGGCUAUGCCUCAAGACCGCGUAGAUGCUAUUUGUGGCGACAUCCAGCUAGCUCUUGUCACCGCCGUAAACCAAGGCAUCAAUGCCAACAUGAGUUUCCACAUUCAUCCAAACCAUUUCUUUCCUGUUGGAAGACUCACUCUUCUGGAUCUUGAAGCCGAAAUCGUAUCGCAGUCUACCUUUCAUUUGGAACUUGUAUCUCGUCAAGGAGGACGCAAGGUUUUCGUUCAUUUCGUUGGAGGUGGAGGUCUUUUUGCUGUGAAUAAUGAUUUGCGUUCUGAUGAUGAUGGAACCGACGGUGAUGAUGGAACCGACGGUGAUGGAACCGAUCACGAAGGAGACGUUGAUGGAGACAAUGAUGGAGGAGACAAUGAAGAGAAUGGAGAGACUGGAGAUGGCAACAGCAGCGGUAGCAGCACUCGACUCGAGGACCCCGACAAUCAAUCACUCGAGUCCAAUGACUCGUCCGACUGGGAUGGCGCUUUUGCCGAGCUCAGUCAGCUCACCAUCUAA
This is a messenger RNA of Seminavis robusta, 555 nucleotides long. The record is from the annotation of a GenBank genome assembly. NCBI's taxonomy places the organism in Eukaryota, Bacillariophyta, Bacillariophyceae, Naviculales, Naviculaceae.